AUGCCACGUCUCUUUCGUCGAGGUAGCGAGGACCAAGGGCUCUCGGGUGAGUAUGAGUGGUCGGUCGUCCUUUUGCCGUACCCUUCACACGCGUCCGAGCAGCGGCUCGGGCAGCCUCGCAGCAGGGCCGAGCCGUGCAAUGAAGUCGAUCGCUUCAUACGCUCUGCGACGAGCGUCAUCACUCAGACGCCGCCUACGUUCACACGCAACUCAAUUCCACCCGUGCUGCCCGUAUUUCACAUUCGCUUUGCAUCGUCCGCUCUCGCGUGGCUUUUUUCUUUCUGCUGACCUUGCUCUUGCAUCUCUACCGUCCCGAUGAUUCUGUCAGAGGAGGUAACAGUGCCGAACACUCAGAGCGCAGACGCCGCAGCAGCAGCCCAGAUCACCCCAAGCGCUCGACGAGGAGGCUUUCUAUCCAGUCCAUUCCGGCGAGGCUCUGUCCAAAGCACAGGAAGUGCUGCGAACGCAGAGCCAGUUUCUGCUGGCUUUCUCGAAACAAGCGCUACUUCAACAAACCCCAGCUUAGCGCCGCCAUUUUCAGGUCCGCCCACAGGCCAGCGCUUUUUUCCAAGAAGCUUGACCACCGACGCACCUGCUUUGGCUGCUCAUGCACCAGCCGGUCCGAUCCUUCGCAGGCCUAGCGCUCAAGCUCACCAGAGCCGAGCGCCGCGGAGCGUGACCUACCACCCCGGCGCGGGCGACACCUCGGGGCUGGACUAUGCUAGUGAAGGUGAGGCCAUCAGAGCCCUUAAUGCUGGCUCAUCAGGAUUUCACCUAGAGGGUCGCAGCUAGUGAGUGGGUCGAUCCCUCGCGCCUCUGCACGGUCAUGCUCACGCUCAUGAUCAUCCUCACAGUCGCUUUCAGCCUGGUACGGCGGACGGCGGGCUUUACGGGCGGUCUUACACCGCCACACAGAAUACGAUCCGCGAUAGCACGGCACAACUGGCUGGGAUGGCUCUGAUGUCUGAUGAUGAGGGAAGCAACGCAUCGCAGUCUCGUAUCGAGGAGCGAGAUGAGCCAGAAAGUGGUGCAGCAACACCACCUGACGCAAAUCUGGCUGGUGAUUCUCUUCAGAUCGGACCUCAAUCAUUCAAGCCCUCGUCAUUUGCCAGCAACACAUCCCAGCAGCGCGGCCCUAGCAAUCUGAGUAGGGCUUUGGAUCUUAAUGGCGGCUUAGCGGCAGCUGUCGACAUUCCAUCGGCGAGCAAUGAGAGCACUCCAGUUGCUGGUGCACGCUCGCCAAACGUCACUGUAGACUCACAAGGGGCAACAGACGACACCACGCCCCGAGCCGGUCUCGCACUCGCAGAUCUCGAAGCUGGAGAAGCGACUCCGUUGCUUCGGGCGAACGAAUCUGCUUCAAAAGCUCGAGCUCGUCAACCUGCGUACGGGGCUGCCUCCUCCGCGAAGAGCAGAGGAUGGUCAAGGUCGGACGCGCGCUCUGCCUAUUCCAUGGGCGCAUCCGCCAUCUCCGUCCCUGGCAUCCACGGGGAGCACGGCGCUGAAGAUGCGCAUGCGGGCGAGUCUGGCUUCAGCGUCAGGUCAUGGCGUGGCGCUCAGAGCGCCGGUCACGACAUGAGUCAGUCCGUUUACGGAUCAGGAGUUCUUGCUGCUGCUAUGGCAGAGGCAGCAGCUGAAGAGGCGCAUGGACGAGCUCGGACGCCCGUCGCUCCUGACGCCUCCUACACAUCCCAAGGCCAUGCACUUGCUAUUGGAAGCUCAGAGACGAAUCAGUGGUCGCAGCAAGCCUUGCCGCCCUGGUGGGGGCUUUUGCCGACGGGUCUGCGACCGGGAAAAGGGACGAGGAAGGUGAAAGACAUGUCGAACCCUUUCAAUCAUCUCCGCAAUGCCUUCGAGUCCCUCAAGAAGCUGACCUGGCGGGACGUCGGAAAUGCCAGCGUCGAACCGGUGCGACUUUUGCCCGCUGUCAUUUUGGGACUUUUGCUCAACGUGCUCGACGGCGUUUCUUACGGACUCAUCAUCUUUCCAAACUCGUACCCGAUUUUCUCUGAGUUCGGAGGCGACGGCGUAUCUAUGUUCUUUGUCACCUGCGUCAUUAGUCAACUCGUUUACUCUCUUGGAGGUUCCAUCUUUCGCGGAGGUAAUGUGCGUUAUCGUUGGACUGCGGUCACGCAUCGCAGUGCAGCUCUUUGACGCUAUCACCUACCUUCUCUCCACUCCAGGGCUCCAUGAUGAUCGAGGUCGUGCCCUUCUUCCACAUUCUGGUGCAAGGCAUUAUCAAUGAGCUAGGGGACGAGGAUGCCGCAGCAGUCAUCUCGACCACAAUCGUGUCGUUUGCCCUCUCUUCCAUCUUUGCUGGUGUCGUGUUCUUGCUGUUGGGAUACUUCCGACUCGGCGUGCUCAUCGGGUUCUUCCCGCGGCACAUCCUUGUCGGCUGCAUCGGCGGUGUCGGUGUAUUCCUGAUCGAGACUGGCAUGGAGGUGGCCGGCCAACUCAAGUCUGAGGGAGGUUUCAAUUGGGAUCUGCCGACCUUCCAGUACUUCACUCAGAGCUGGGACAUGGUGGCUCAUUGGGCCCCAGCACUUGGUCUUGCCGUUCUGCUCAGACUUAUCACCGCCAAAUUCCACCACCCGCUGAUCUUUCCGGCGUAUUUCUUGGUGCUGCCAGUGCUCUUCUACGCAUUCGUGGUUGGUGCCGGUCGACAAUCUUUGCCAUUCCUUAGAGAUCAUGGCUGGGUGUUCGACAUCGGCGAUGCCGGCAACACGCCAUUCUGGAGAUUCUACACCUACUUUGACUUCCGCAAAACCAGUCUCACGGCUCUCUGGUCGACCAUGCCGACGCAACUUGCGCUCACUUUCUUUAGCAUUCUGCACGUCCCACUCAAUGUCCCCGCGCUCGCUGUUAGCGUCGGUGAGGAUAACCUCGACACCGAUCGCGAACUUGUGGCGCACGGUGUGUCGAACAUCUUGGCGGGUCUGCUUGGAUCUGUGCCAAACUAUCUCUGCUACGUCAACUCCGUCCUCUUCUACCGCGUGGGCGGCGGAAGUCGCCUUUCAGGAGUAAUGCUGGCCGCUGGUACUGCAGGCAUCCUCAUUGCCGGUCCAGGGGCUAUCAGCUACCUGCCUAUCGUCGUGGUGGGAGCUCUUAUCUUCGUGCUUGGCAUCGAUCUUGUGAAAGAGGCGCUAUGGGACACGAUUGGACGAGUGAAUCGUUGGGAGUAUUUUACAAUCGUGGCAAUCAUUGCGGUCAUGACAUAUUGUGAGUCGAGAUGCCGCAGUGUCCCCCUUCGCAGCACCGGACUCAGGCUCUUUUUUUUCGGCCGCAGAUGACUUCGUGGUAGGCAUCCUGGUAGGCAUCAUUCUCGCUUGCUGUUUCUUUGUCAUUCAGACGUCCAAGCGCAGGGUCAUUCGGGCAGUGUUGGACGGUAGCAUUGCCAGAAGCACGGUUCGCAGGCAUGCAACUCAAAGGCAUUUCCUUGAUGCCGUAGGCAGUCAAACACAGAUCGUCAAAUUGCAGGUGCGUCGCAGUCCCUUGCGUUCAUAUGGCUAGUCUGCCCAUCUGAUGGUCACACCUCACUCUACACAGGGCUUCCUGUACUUUGCAAACAUUUCCUCCGUCGAGGAGCUGAUACGGCGAGCUCUUGACAUUGCAGCUUGGCAGCGCAACCCCAUUCGUUUUCUCAUCGUCGACUUUAGCUUGGUAUCAGGCAUCGACUUCAGUGCAGCGGAGGCCUUCACCCGCGUUUCACGCCUGCUGGACGCCAAAGAUGUAGUCCUGGUAUUCUGUGGACUAGCGCCUGACAGCGAGGUCGGCGAUGCUCUUCGCGCAGUCGACAUCCAUGAGGGAGUCAGGCUAGAGAUCUUCCAGCAUCUGAACGAGGCUUUGGAGUGGACCGAAAACCAAUUUCUGCGCAGCAUGUACGCGUCGGGGCUUGCUGCAGGCAAACAAUUCACGCAGGCGUCGGUGGCUGCUGGCGAUGGUCUCGAUAUGCCGGACAAGAAGAGAAAGCCUGCAUUCGUGUUGGAUGAAGCCUUUGAAAAUUCUCCGCGCAGGCAUCAUCUGCAAGAAGCCGCGAUAGAAGCUGCAAAAGGGACCUCGGACGCAAUGGCUGCUGUGCGAGCUGCUGCUGGUGUUGAAGAAGGCGGAACAAAUCCCUCCACGUCGGCUGCCGCUCCCAGCACUCCCUCAGAGGUUGCCAUCCAAGCUCCACCAGCUCCACGUGUGCAGCCUCUUCCCCUCCUCAUGGCAACUUUUCAGGCUUACAGAGAUCCCCAGGCGGGCGAAAAGGUCUUCAUGGAGCUCGCGAAGAGCUUUGAACCUCUUCACUUGUCCGCUGGCGAGACGCUUUGGGAGCGCGGUGAUGAAUCUGACGCGAGUGAGUCAGAAGAAUUACUCGUGCGACCAGCACGUGACCUGACACUCUACUCUGAACCCUCUUGCACAGUGUAUUUGAUUGAGGCUGGCAUCUUGAAAGCCAGGUACGACUUCCAAGAGGGGUACGAAAUCAACGAAGCGAUGCUUGCGGGCACGAUUGCUGGCGAGGUGAGUUUCUCGGACGUGAUUAGCGGUGCGCGCUUGCCGACACGCAGCGUGGCUGACUCUUGCGCAAACUUUUUCAUUGCGGACUGGCAGAUGACGUUUCUUGCGCGAGAACCUCGCAACACGACUGCUUUUGCGGACUCGGACUGUACGCUUUGGCGCAUGGACAGGAGAUCGCUUUCGGAGAUGGAGAAUGGUUCUGCAAAGACGUUUAGCAUCUUUAUUCGCAUGCUUUUGCGAGCUUCGAACGAGGAGAGCGCUGGAUUGAUGUCUUAUCUAGUCAGCAGGUUAUCCUGA
Ceraceosorus bombacis is the source of this 4797-nucleotide messenger RNA. The record is from the annotation of a GenBank genome assembly. Lineage: Eukaryota; Fungi; Basidiomycota; Exobasidiomycetes; Ceraceosorales; Ceraceosoraceae.